Messenger RNA from Salvia hispanica, 3310 nucleotides. RefSeq names its product pyruvate orthophosphate dikinase (gene PPDK). Lineage: Eukaryota; Viridiplantae; Streptophyta; Magnoliopsida; Lamiales; Lamiaceae. Gene Ontology annotation, molecular function: pyruvate, phosphate dikinase activity; kinase activity; ATP binding. Gene Ontology annotation, biological process: phosphorylation; pyruvate metabolic process. The record is from RefSeq and is a predicted model, not a curated record.
UUCCCACCAUACAUAUAAAAUCAAUCCAAAUCACCAACCGCCAAUUUUUGGGCUUCACAGAGCUCUCAUCUGCAACUCACUGAUUAUUCACUUUCCUUUUCCGGAACUCAUCAAAAUUAGAGAUAUGUCUUCGAUAGUGAAAGACAUAUUGAUAAGAUCGACAGCAGCGAGUGAUCAGGUGCAUGCACGGAACAAAAUUAAAGAGAAAUUGGGGGCUCGGAUUCAGCUCAGGCCGCACCCUCGUCCCAUCCGAUGGGCUCGAUCUGCCCGGUGCCAUGGUUCGAGCAUCGAGCCAGCUGGUUCCUCGCCCGGAUCAAGAUUACGGGCUGAGGCUCUUCUAACUCCUGUUUCGGACCCCACCUCGACUACUAAUAAGAGGGUGUUCACUUUCGGCAAGGGAAGGAGUGAAGGAAACAAGGGUAUGAAAUCCUUGUUGGGGGGAAAGGGUGCAAACCUUGCUGAGAUGGCGAGUAUCGGGCUAUCUGUGCCCCCGGGCCUCACCAUCUCUACUGAGGCGUGCCAAGAGUAUCAACAGGUAGGCAAGAAGCUGCCACCGGGGCUGUGGGAAGAGAUAAUGCAGGGCUUGAAGAUAGUAGAGGCCGACAUGGGAGCUUUCCUUGGUGACCCCUCCAGGCCUCUUCUCCUCUCCGUUAGAUCUGGAGCCGCGAUCUCCAUGCCUGGGAUGAUGGACACUGUGCUGAACCUCGGGCUCAAUGAUGAAGUAGUGGAGGGUUUGGCUGCAAAGAGCGGAGAGCGCUUUGCAUACGACUCGUUUAGGCGUUUUCUUGACAUGUUUGGAGAUGUGGUGAUGGGCAUUCCUCAUGCACUAUUCGAGGAAAAACUCGAAUACAUGAAAAGUGCCAAAGGCUACAAGCUCGACACUGAGCUAACCGCAUCUGAUCUCAAAGAGCUUGUUGAGGAAUACAAGUCUGUAUAUGUCCAAACCAAGGGAGAGAAGUUUCCGUCAGAUCCAACGAAGCAGUUGGAGUUGGCUGUCAAGGCAGUUUUCGAUUCUUGGGACAGCCCGAGGGCGAACAAGUAUAGGAGCAUAAACCAGAUAACAGGACUCAAGGGAACUGCUGUCAACAUCCAAUGUAUGGUGUUUGGAAACAUGGGAAACACUUCUGGAACGGGCGUCCUCUUCACCAGGAACCCGAGCACUGGAGAGAAGAAGCUCUAUGGGGAGUUUCUCAUCAAUGCUCAGGGAGAAGACGUCGUUGCUGGAAUCAGAACGCCAGAGGAUAUCCAACUUAUGGAGACUCAUUUGCCAGAAGCUUACAAGGAGCUGGUGGAGAACUGUGAGAUAUUAGAGAGACACUACAAAGACAUGAUGGAUAUUGAGUUCACCGUGCAAGACAAAAGGCUGUGGAUGUUGCAGUGUCGGGCAGGGAAGCGUACGGGCAAGGGUGCUGUGAAGAUCGCGACAGAGAUGGUGAAGGAGGGGCUUGUUGAUACCCGACAGGCAAUCAAGAUGGUCGAGCCUCAGCAUCUCGACCAGCUUCUUCAUCCACAGUUCGAGGAUGUGUCAUUGUACAAGGGCAGUGUGAUAGCCAAGGGGCUGCCUGCAUCUCCGGGUGCAGCGGUUGGACAGGUCGUGUUCAGUGCUGAGGAUGCUGAGACCUGGCAUGCUCAAGGAAAGAGUGCCAUUUUGGUAAGAACUGAAACGAGUCCAGAGGACGUGGGGGGCAUGCACGCGGCUGUUGGAAUUCUGACUGCUCGAGGUGGCAUGACAUCACACGCAGCUGUGGUAGCCCGUGGCUGGGGGAAAUGCUGCGUCUCUGGCUGCUCAGAUAUACGUGUCAAUGAUUCUGAGAAGUUUGUCUCGGUCGGAGACAAAAUAGUACGGGAAGGAGAGUGGAUAUCGCUUAAUGGCUCCACAGGUGAGGUGAUCUUGGGUAAGCAGCCGCUUGCUCCCCCAGCCCUGACCGGGGAUUUGGAGACGUUCAUGGCCUGGGCAGACGAGAUCAGGCGUAUCAAGGUCAUGGCGAAUGCGGACACACCGGAAGAUGCACAAACAGCUCGGAACAAUGGCGCUCAAGGGAUCGGCUUAUGUAGGACCGAGCACAUGUUCUUUGCCUCUGAUGAGAGGAUCAGGGCUGUCAGAAAGAUGAUAAUGGCAGUGACAACUGAGGAGAGGAAGAAUGCUCUUGACUUGUUGUUGCCUUACCAAAGAGCUGAUUUCGAGGGUAUUUUCCGUGCAAUGGACGGUCUGCCGGUCACAAUCAGACUCCUUGACCCUCCGCUCCACGAGUUCCUUCCUGAUGGCGAUCUAGAGCAGAUUGUUAGCGAGCUAACUUUUGACACAGGCACAACUGAGGAACAAGUCUACGCGAGGAUUGAAAAGUUGUCUGAAGUGAACCCCAUGCUUGGGUUCCGUGGAUGCAGGCUUGGCAUAUCCUAUCCCGAGCUAUCAGAAAUGCAAGUCCGCGCAAUACUUCAGGCUGCUAUCUCUUUGACAAACCAGGGUGUCACAGUGUUCCCGGAGAUCAUGGUGCCUCUAGUCGGAACACCUCAGGAAUUAGGGCAUCAGGUGCGUCUGAUACGCGCUGUUGCAAAGACCGUGUUCUUGGAGAUGGGGACGUCGGUGAACUACAAAGUAGGCACCAUGAUUGAAGUCCCUAGAGCUGCUCUGGUAGCAGAUGAGAUUGCCAAGGAAGCAGAGUUCUUCUCCUUUGGGACGAAUGAUCUUACUCAGAUGACAUUCGGGUAUAGCAGAGACGACGUGGGCAAGUUCCUCCCUGUCUACUUGUCCAAGGGAAUCCUCCAACACGAUCCAUUCGAGGUGCUCGACCAGAAGGGCGUUGGCCAGCUUGUGAAGAUGGCUACAGAGAGAGGCCGUGCUGCUAGGCCGAGCCUCAAGAUCGGGAUAUGUGGAGAGCACGGUGGGGAGCCUUCGUCCGUGGCCUUCUUUGCAGAGGCCGGACUAGACUAUGUCUCCUGUUCGCCUUUCAGGGUGCCUAUUGCAAGGUUAGCUGCAGCUCAAGUUGUUGCUUGAGACAAGAAUGUUUGAAGGAGGCAAUCUUCUAGCAUUUCCAGUUUAAAUUGUGUAUAAAUAAAACUAGUGCUUUUUCAAAGUUUAAUAUUACAUAAUUAUUUCCUCUCUAUUUAGGAGAGGAAGCACAUUCAAAGAAGGGAAAAAAGAAAGGUUCGAUUGUACAUGUAAUCUCAUAGUAACUUGUUUGCAAAUAAAAGAUGUAACUUGUUUGCAAAUAAAAAAUAUACUAACUUGUUUGCAAAUAAGAAAAUAGUAGUACUAUAUGGUAGUAUUUCUUCUUUACAUGAUCAUAUGUGGUAUUGCUUCUUUACAUGA